This is a messenger RNA of Cladophialophora bantiana CBS 173.52, 711 nucleotides long. RefSeq lists its product as uncharacterized. Bases 1 to 711 code for a protein of 236 amino acids. The record is from RefSeq and is a predicted model, not a curated record. NCBI's taxonomy places the organism in Eukaryota, Fungi, Ascomycota, Eurotiomycetes, Chaetothyriales, Herpotrichiellaceae. The transcript has 2 exons.
AUGGUCCGGCCCUCAUUCUUCCACGUCGACCACGCCCGGAGGGAUAUCGAAGCCCUGACGGUCGCGGUGCACGAGCCGGUGCGGGAUAACGGCGAAGGAACCUGUAUCAAGUCCGGGUGGCUCAGUUUGCCCGAACCCGAGCGGGAGCGGGAGACAGCGUCUGAGUCUGAGACUGAGGACGGCAAGGGUGAGGGUGAGGGUGAGGGCGAGGGCGAAGGCGAAGGUAAUUGCGCAGCCAAAGAUACCAGCACCGCCGCCGACUUCCCCGUAUUCUUGUCCGCAGGCGAAGGAGUCGUCAUCCACUACGACCUAUCGGCCAUCUAUGCGUGGAAGGACGGUAAGACAGGCAAGUCGAGCGUGGCGAUGCCGAGCGCGCAGAACGCGGCAUACGAGCUCGACAUCGUCGGCGGCACGAUUUUUUCCUUCGAGCUCAAGGAGUGGCACAGCUGGGGCUUCGUCCGGCUCAAUGUAAAGUGCCUGGUCACCACCUCGGAGCUACCUGCGAUCCGGCCCAACUACUCCCAUACCCACGCCCACCACCAUCACACCCGGCCACUGAUGUGGAUCGGCGUCGGCACCGAUACCCCUGCCUCCUCCACGGGGAAGGGCCCCAGUCUGGUCCAGCUCGCCUACCGCGUUGGCGGGAUGCAUCAGGGUUCGAAGCCCGCGUAUUGGGUCCACAAGGACGAUGAUGGCGUGGAGAUGAUCUGA